This is a messenger RNA of Eublepharis macularius, 520 nucleotides long. RefSeq names its product Purkinje cell protein 4 (gene PCP4). Lineage: Eukaryota; Metazoa; Chordata; Lepidosauria; Squamata; Eublepharidae. Gene Ontology annotation, cellular component: cytoplasm. Gene Ontology annotation, molecular function: calmodulin binding; calcium ion binding. The transcript has 3 exons. Bases 104 to 292 code for a protein of 62 amino acids. The record is from RefSeq and is a predicted model, not a curated record.
GCAGCCCUUUUAAAGAGAAAAGCUAGAAACCAAGCAAAGAGCUUGGAUCAGUAGCCUUGUUCAGAGGAAGUGGAAGUCUGUGAACAGUCAUUUCAAAACAAACAUGAGUGAGAGACAAGGUGCUGGAGCAGCAAAUGGAAAAGACAAGACAGCUGGUGACAAUGAUGAGCAAAAGAAAGUUCAAGAGGAUUUUGAUAUAGACAUGGAUGCGCCGGAGACAGAGAAGGCUGCUGUGGCAAUACAGUCUCAGUUCAGAAAAUUCCAGAAGAAAAAGGCUGGCUCCCAGUCUUAGUAGCUACCUCACAGUUUCAGCAUCACCUCUUCCUGGUCUGACAGGAAAUGAAGAUACAAAAAAACCCCUAGUUGCAUGUACAGAAAUGUUCACUAUUUAAAACUCUAUUGGAAGAUAUUAAAACUAUGAAGUUUAUUGCGUGGUAUAAUAUCUACAUAUUUCGAUUCUCAUUGCUUCUGUAACUAACCAUUUUACUUGAUGUCCCAAUAAAAUGUUAAGAUGAAGUUA